Ochlerotatus camptorhynchus is the source of this 2014-nucleotide messenger RNA. RefSeq names its product NEDD8-conjugating enzyme UbcE2M (gene UbcE2M). The record is from RefSeq and is a predicted model, not a curated record. Lineage: Eukaryota; Metazoa; Arthropoda; Insecta; Diptera; Culicidae. The transcript has 4 exons. The coding region runs from base 558 to 1109 and encodes 183 amino acids.
CUCGUCCGUCGUUGUUGAUUGAUUGUACGAGUGGCGAUCGCAAGAGAAAGGAAAACUGCAGCGACGAAAAGUGAAAAGUUACCACGGAAUUUUGCCAAAAUAAAUACCUUUGCCACCAGUACUGCGGGCAGCGAGCGCGGAAAUCUUUAUUUCCCGUCACGGUUCCCAACCCGGUGGCCAAAGCAGUGUCGAAAAAGCGGUCCACAGUGAGUAGUGGUGCGUUUAUAUCCGCGAGAAGCGUCCGUCGUAAAAUCUUCUGCUUUUCCCCGUCCUCCGUCAUCGCAUCGCAUUUACUUCAAAAGAGCUGCCUGGGACACCAUCCAUCAUCGUCUUCAGGGUGAAGAACUACUCCCCGCCGUAGUUUUGACAUAACAGAAGAGCAUAAUAAUAGUGAAGAAAAUCGCGACCAGCUCACCAGAAGCAGGAAGAGAAAAAUCCGUCUUCUCUUGGAAGUGGCUGUCAAAACUUGGGUUUUUCUUUUUUCGUCCGCUGUUCCACACCAACAACAGCUCCGUCGUCGUCCGUAAUCAACAACCAGUAGGCAAUCGCAGGACAAAAUGAUCAAACUAUUCUCGCUGAAGCAACAGAAGAAGGACGGUGAGGCAACUCCAAAGUCUGGCCCCCAGAAGAAGGCCUUCACCGCAGCCCAGCUGAGAAUCACAAAAGAUAUCAAUGAGCUGAACUUGCCCAAGACGUGCGCCACGGAAUUCCCCGAUCCGGAUGAUUUACUCAACUUCAAGCUGGUCAUCUGCCCGGACGAAGGAUUCUACAAAGGGGGUCGGUUCGUGUUCAACUUCAAGGUCGGCCCCAACUACCCACACGAGCCGCCGAAGGUGAAAUGCGAAACCCAGGUGUACCACCCGAACAUCGAUCUGGAGGGCAAUGUGUGUCUCAACAUCCUGCGCGAGGACUGGAAGCCCGUGCUGACCAUCAACUCGAUCGUGUACGGAUUGCAGUACUUGUUCUUGGAACCCAAUCCGGAGGACCCGCUCAACCGAGAGGCAGCCGAAGUCCUGCAGACGAACCGACGCCUGUUCGAGCACAACGUGUUCAAGGCGAUGCGCGGCAGCUACAUUGGCGAGACCUAUUUCGAGCGCUGUCUCAAGUGAUAUAUAAAUUCAACACUCACCCUCAAAUGUUGCGUUUAUUUAAUUAUUCUUACGAUUGGUGGACGCUAUUACAUAGACUUUAAGUAUAACUAAAUGGCAAACAAAAAAACACAAUAGUGGAAGGCGGCGACGAAAUAGUGGGCACACGAGAGCACGAGCGCACCUAAGUCGAAGGACGAUCUAAAUUUGAGACAGGUAGAGUAGGGUAUUCGAAGAAUGCUUUAGAAGAUUGAGGAAUGCGAACCGAGAGCGAAAGAGCAAUGCGUAAAAAUAAUGAAAUAAACCGUUGAAUGAAAAACCCGAACAUUCAUUAGAAUGACAACCAAUUGAAAAUUAAUAUAAAAAUUACAGCAAAUGAGAAAAUGUAUUUGUUAAAACAACCAGAUAAAUAAAAACAACAGCAACAAGAACUAUGAGACAAAACUGCAAACCAUCUCCUGUACCAUUAUCUAAUAAUACUAGAUCGAGUUGCUAUCCAGCAGGGGGCUGUUCAGUUCCAUCAUAAAAAGAGAUAAACGCGAAGCCAGAUAAUGCAAACACACAAACGUGAAGAACGAAGAGAAAAAUUAACACAAAAUUCGACUGUACGAAAGAAAAAAAAAAUCUAUGAUCUUAGUUUAAUUAUCACAAUGAACAGGAAGAAAAGUAAAUAAACGGUAUUUAUAUAGAAAGGUCACACAAAAGCAAUCUUGAUUUCUUUCUUUCUACCUACCAACCGACACUUGCAAUGCUCUAGUUCUAGCAAUUCUUGAAGAAGUUAAAUUUCCUAUAUAAAAACAGAGAAAGAAAAAAAAUAAUCAAUGAUCAACAGCAGCCCGUAACCGACAAACAGUUCAUUAAUUGUACUGAAAUUAGCUGCAGAGAAAGUAAGCUACAAUUAAAUAUGAAAAUUUUACUCGAAACAA